CUUCGUAAGAUCAUCAUCACGAUGUCUGUGAAAAUAUUUAGCACUGUGCUUUUGAUUCUGCUUCUAAAUCGGGCAAUUUCGGCAGCCACAUCUGGUCUCCAUGUGCCCAACAUUAAUGAUAAUGGUGUUAUCUUAGUGCCUUCCGAUAAUCAAUAUUACCUCAGGAUCGAUGUAGAUGGAACGGGACGUGAGGAGACCGUUGAAGAGAUUGCUCCUGGCCAGCUUCUGGUCAGAGGUAGCUUCGGACAACCCUUUCCGGGCUCCAAAUACCUGCUGGUCACCUAUGAAGCCGGACCCAAUGGCUAUGUGGCCAAGUAUAGCUACUCCGAACAAUUUAAUCAGGUUCUAGGUCUACCACCGGCCGUGUUGAAAACUAUAGCUGGUUAAAAACUAAAAAUAAUCAGAAAAUAUUUCUAAUUACGAGAAAAACGUGCUUUAUUUUCAACUCAAUUGUAUGCAAUGUUAAAAGUUUUCAAUAUCAUUUCAGAACAUAGUACUUCUU
This is a messenger RNA of Drosophila serrata, 502 nucleotides long. RefSeq lists its product as uncharacterized. The record is from RefSeq and is a predicted model, not a curated record. NCBI's taxonomy places the organism in Eukaryota, Metazoa, Arthropoda, Insecta, Diptera, Drosophilidae.